AUGAGAUAACAGAAACUAGUACCUUCUGGUUCAACUUUCCUGUCCAAGCAGACCAUAUGUUCAAAUCAGCAAAGAUUUGCAUAUGCAGGUGACUCACAUGUUUACAUUUACGACUUGAAAACAUUCAGACUAGAGAAGAUUUUACCGUUUUGCGAUGUGAGUGUCACUCAUAUACUCUUCCACCCAACAAAUCCCAGCAUUAUUGGAUGCCUGGCCAUGGAUAGCACAUUCGAAAUAUGGGAUCUCUCAACAGAGAAAAACUUGUUUACUUUUGAAAUGGACAAGGGAAUUAAACAUAUUGACUGGAAUGAAGGGGACACUAAUCUAAUUUCAUUCGUUUUUAAAAGAAGUGUUUUGGUUGAUGACUUGAGAAUUCUAGAUAUCAUCACUAAAAAGUAAGAAAAGCCAUUCUCGGUAUCUGAGGAAAUUACUAUCUCAAAGUGGAAUCCAAAAAAGCAACGACAAUUGGCUAUGGGUACAAUUGAAGGAAUAAUAUAUAUUUACGACAUGGACACAAAAGCUAAGCAGAUGAUGGAUAAAAAUAUAUAAUUGCCAGUGGUUGAUCUUUGCUGGAACCCAGGUGAAAACCUCAUCAUUGCGCAGUAUGAAAACGGUAUUAUGACUAUGUAUUCUACAGAAUCUUGCAACUUAGCUAUGAUCUUCGAAAAGCAGCCAACUGGGAUAUCUUCUUUUUCCUGGGUAGAUAAUAUCUCAGGAGAUAUUGUCACAUCAACUAACAAGGUCGGAGCUUUGAGACUGUGGAAUGCCUCAAAUCCUGUUCCUAAGGAUAUGAUCAAAGUAGGCCCGCAUGGCAUCUCAAGUAUAGCUCCAAUUAAAGGAAAGCAAGCAGUCUUUCUGCUAUAAUUUAAGAAUGGUCAAGUUACAGUCUUCAACUUGAGAAAAAGAAAAAUACUAUUUUAGACUGAAGUUGCUCACACUUGCCAAGUCUAAAGGUGUGCAAUCAAUCCAAAUAAUCAUCUAAAGAUGGCAACUGUAGGUUAUGAUAACUCAAUCAGAAUAUGGGACUCUAAUGAGAUGACUGUGGUUAACAUUAUUGAAGACAGAGGCAGCAAAGGUGAAAAAGACAAUCAAAUAAAUGCUCUUGCCUGGCAACUAAUCUAAAGCAACCCUUAAGAUGAAAUCUUAGUGCUUGGUACUGCAGCUGGAUUUGUCAAACUUGUUGAUGUCAAGAAAAAUAAAAUUGCUUAGAAACUAGAAAUAUCUUAUUUCUUGAAAUAUGAUCAUAACAAAUUGGAGAUUACUAAGAGCAUUAAUUUAAAUGAUCCAGUUAGAUCUGUAUCCUGGAACCCAUAAAAACCUAACAUUGUUGCAGCAGGUUUAUUCAAUGGUUCAAUUAUAUUGAUCGACAGUGAGAGUUACAAAAUCAAUCAAGAACUAGUAGGCUGCACAGAUAAAGUGCUUUGCCUUAAAUGGCAUCCUUAGUUUGACUAUAUUCUGGCUUCAGGGUCUUCAGACAACUUCGUUCGUGUUUGGGACACAAAAAAUAAUGGGCACAAAAAUUUAGAGUAUCACAAAUCAAGAGUGAGAAGUUUGUCAUGGAAUCAUGAGUUGCCUUGGUUGCUGAUAUCAGGAGGUGAUGACUCAUUCCUUGGGAUGUGGGAUAUCAGGUCAAAUAAGCUGAUAUAUGAGACUUAUGAGCCUUGCAUUUCAACUUCAUCGUUUACUAUGCAUCCUAAAAAGCCAUUCACUCUGGUAUCUUCUCAUUUAGAUAACAGCUUGAUAUUCUGGGAUUUAAUGAGCAUCCCUGAUGUUUUUCAAACCCAAAUGAAGUUCCUGCUUGACCUCGGACUAGUUGAGACACUCUGUGAUUCUCAUGACCAAAUGAUUCCUGAAGUCAAGGGUAAAUUGUCUGGAGAGCAAAGCAAGAAUCUCCUUACAUAGAUAAGAAAGCAAAGCUAAAUUGAAAGAUUAGUCUAGGUACUGAAAUACUUCAAUCAGCAAGACGGUGAUUUAGAACUUUGGUACAUGAUUUCCAUAAUGUCUGGAAAGGGACCAACUCAGGAAGCUACAAACAGCAGAGUUUUCCAUAUUUAAGAUAGUACGUCUGCCUAUAAAUCUAAGGCCUAAGAUUUACAAUAGGUUUCAGGCUUAAAAUUACUUGGAACAGCUCUCUCUAAAAAAGAGGAUAGACUCAAAGAGUCAGCCAAUCUGAUGUUGAAAUCAGGAAGUUUCUAAGACUACUGUGAAAUAAUGAUGCAGCUAAAUAAUUAUGAAGCAGCGAUUGCAGUGGCUCCAAAGGUGUCUCUCAAAUACUGGCACAACAGCAUCAGGAAAUACAUUGAUUAUCUGACUGAGAUCAGCUAGAAACCUCAAGUCAAUGAAUCAGGAAAGUAUAUUGACCCUUAACAAGAGAAAGUGCAUUAUCUCUUGCUUUUAAAUUAAGUGGAGGAGGCAGCACAGAUAAUGCAUUAGAGAGGAGAAACCCAAGAUGCUUUAAUGGUUAAAUCACUGCAUAUGUCUGGUGGUAUCUUUUAAGAUACUCUUUCUAGGCAUGAGAGAUUCUAAGCAAAUAGUCUUUAAUCUAUUAAAUCAAUCAAUGACUUAGGCCCUAAUGACAAGCAACUGGAUGAGUUCACUGUUGCUUAGGCUCAGAAGAAGUUCAAUUAGAAUCUGCCUAUUUUAUCAUCAGCAAUUCAUCUUUCCCUCCAAGAUUCCAAGAAAGCUAUAUAAAAAUUGUUGCUAAGUAACAAUCUAGAAUACGCUUUUGCCGUGUCCAAGAUGUUUAUGCCAAGAUCCUUAGACUAUGUGAGCACUUUGCUUAUACUGAAGGCACUGGAAUCUGAAUCUGCAAAUAUUAGCUAGAAAUUGAUUGAAACAAUAUAAGAUAACAGAUUAAAGACUAUGCUUGAAUCAGUUUUCGAAUUAAAUCAAACUGAAAAUGAUGAAGAAUAAAAAAAGUAGGGAGUGUAAGAUACUGUAUAUGACUAAUUAGCAGCUAAAAACGUCAAAAGAGCAUCUAAAAUUGCAAUCAAUUAAUUCAGAACUGAUGAAUCAGCAGGAUGCUUUAAGGCCCAAACUUUUGAAGCAUUUUAUCUACUUGGUCUAUUUGAUUUAGAUUAACUACCAGAUGAUAUAUUUGCUGAAACACUCUAGUGCUUCUUCGUUCUCGGUGCUCUUAAGGCUCUAUACUUCAGAAUGUUUGGUAUGUUCAGAACAUUAGUAGAAUUCGCUAAAGACACCUGCCUUUAUCAAACUUUCAACACUCUGAAAGAUUUAUCGAAGUUCAAUGAUCAAGAUUUGAUGAAAGAGGUGAAUGACAAAUCAAAUUCUUUCAUUCAGAAGAACAUGCAAUAGCUCUUGCAAUUCACUGCUUAGUAUCUACCAAUGUUUGAUGAGCCUAUCUAAAUUAAACACACAUGGAUACAUUGCACCAAGAAGAUAGAAAGAGAAGAAUCAGAAAUGGAAUACUCAAAGCUAACAGGAGCUAUCAUAAAAACUGUAACUUAUUCAUAUUUUCUUAUAAACUUAUAGUCACCAGGCUUCUUGCUGGAGGAGGACUAGGAGGUGGCAAACUUAGAGGAGGCAUUAGAUUUAGCUAUGUUAAUGCCUCUCUCACCAGUUACUCAAACAUGCAAGAGAAGAAUUAUACCAUAUUGA
Stylonychia lemnae is the source of this 3618-nucleotide messenger RNA. NCBI's taxonomy places the organism in Eukaryota, Ciliophora, Spirotrichea, Sporadotrichida, Oxytrichidae. The record is from the annotation of a GenBank genome assembly.